CCGUGCACAGUCGAUGCAGGCUGACGCUUGGAGUAGGCAGGGGGAUGUAUUUAAUGUGAGGAUGGUUUUUUCACGGUAGAUGCGAGAGAUGUCUGUGAUGACAAUUCCUGUUCCCUGUAUUCACUGAGUGUGACCAUACAAAUCGGCAUGAUUUUCACCACGUGGAUGCUGUCGUUUGUGGCCGAAGUAGUGUUAGUGACAACGUUGAACCAGAGCGCAAUACCACGACCUACACAUGGGAAUAUACUUCGACCUGGACUUCACAUCUGUCGUCAAGAUGCAGUUGUCAUGAAAGCAGUACCCACAACAAAAUCCGUCUGUGUUCCGUAUUACCAAAGGAGUUAUCUACCUUGUCGAGGAAACAAGACGGGAGUUUGUCCACAUUUCAGACUGUCCUACAGGAUGGAGAUGAGGCGACUGAUUGAGAUGAGGCCCCAGUACAAUACCCGCUUCGCCUGCUGCCCAGGGUGGACGGGAUAUGACGCCCAGAAAAACGCCUGUCUGGAACCUGUCUGCGUUCCUGCGUGUCAACAUGGCGGCAAAUGUCACGUGCCUAACACGUGCAACUGUCUGGACGGAUGGAGCGGCAGUUCUUGUGAGUCUGUUGUUUCCGAAUGCCAGAGUAGCCCAUGUGAGCAGAGAUGCGUCACCAGUGACGGAGCUUGCGACUGCCAGGUUACCGUGAUGACGGUCGCACCUGCACUUUCUGCCUGUCCUGCACGGAUGAGUUCACGACCAUGUUACAAGACCAGAAACAUCUCACCCACACUGUCAACACCAUACACGUCGACAAUGACAUACUGACGCUGAACUUGACCAAGCUUCACAAAGAUUUGCGGACACUGUCAACAUUGCCCACGUCCCCGCCCAUACAGGAUCUGCCACGCCCUCCUACCUCAGCCACGCCCACCCCCGAGCAGAAUAUUGAGGACGUCAACACCUACCUGUCAUCACUGAGCGAACAGAUCGCUAUGCUGGAGGAGAGACUGGAUGUCUGCACGUGCACCAAACAGUCGGGCAAGAUGACGGCGAUGUCCGGGUUCCGGGGAGGUCAAGACUCCGAUACGGUUAGAUAGAUGGGGUCAGUGACCAGACUCCCCCGUCCCCACCCCUCCUGACCACUCCGCGUCCCCAUGUCAUGGUGCUUAAUGUAAUGGAUGAGUGAGUAGCUGGACAUGGUGGAUGGAACGUGUGGGCGGGUCCUCUCCAGUGGGGACUGGUAUACUUCCUCAUCUAACCCUACCUCAGCACGCAGGUUGCCACGAGAUGCUAUAGGCUGCUGAUGAGGGUGAGGCUUCAUCCCUUGAUAGAGACUCAUACGUGUGAUCGUUAACGUUUUAGACAGUAAAUAUCUGUAUUCA
Molecule: messenger RNA, 1361 nt
Organism: Haliotis rubra (blacklip abalone)
Lineage: Eukaryota; Metazoa; Mollusca; Gastropoda; Lepetellida; Haliotidae
Product: epidermal growth factor-like protein 7
Exons: 8
Coding region: 148-804 (218 amino acids)
Biological process (GO): anatomical structure development
Cellular component (GO): cell surface; extracellular region
Molecular function (GO): signaling receptor binding
Source: RefSeq, a predicted model, not a curated record